Molecule: messenger RNA, 519 nt
Organism: Stylonychia lemnae
Lineage: Eukaryota; Ciliophora; Spirotrichea; Sporadotrichida; Oxytrichidae
Source: the annotation of a GenBank genome assembly
AUGCAGCUAGAACCAUAGUCUACUGAUCCCCCUACCGGAGAACCAACAGAUCCACAAACAAGAGAGCCAGAGGGAGUUCCACUUAAUCUAACUGAGGAUCAAAUUGAAGAUUUCAGAACAGAAUGUGGUGCAUUCAUUGAUAGAUGGCUAGAAGAAGGAACUUGCACCGAAGAACAAGCUGCAGUAUACAGAAAAUCUGUGAAUUAGAGGAGUCUUUCUUUUUAUGAAGGAGAGAUGGAGCUGUUUGAAAAUGCUCUUGAAGGUUGCCGUGACGAAAAUAGAUAUUAUAAGAAAUUCAUUUAAACAGACUCAAACAGCAUCUCUGAUGAAAAAAUUUAAACCUUAAAACACAUAUGCCAUAAUUACAUCGAGAAACUACAUGUGGAGUGGGGAAUGAGUGAUGAAGAAUAUGAAGGGACAAAGUAAAAAUUUGAGGCAAUCUAUGAUUAAAUUAUUAAUAAUGGAGAUUGGACUCUCUAUUAUGAAUAUCUAGACAUAUGUAAUGGAGUUUAUGAUUGA